This is a messenger RNA of Nymphaea colorata (pocket water lily), 465 nucleotides long. RefSeq names its product metalloendoproteinase 1-MMP-like. The transcript has a single exon. The record is from RefSeq and is a predicted model, not a curated record. Gene Ontology annotation, biological process: extracellular matrix organization; proteolysis; collagen catabolic process. Gene Ontology annotation, cellular component: extracellular matrix. Gene Ontology annotation, molecular function: zinc ion binding; metalloendopeptidase activity. The coding region runs from base 1 to 465 and encodes 154 amino acids. NCBI's taxonomy places the organism in Eukaryota, Viridiplantae, Streptophyta, Magnoliopsida, Nymphaeales, Nymphaeaceae.
AUGGAGAACGAGCACAUUCCAUUUCCUAUAGCAGAUCUGAGGCCUGUCUUCCGUGAGGCAUUUGAAACAUGGGCUUCGCCAUCGCCAUUCGACUUCACACAGACUUCGAUCGAGAGAAUCGCUCAGUUGCACAUCGGAUUCUACAAAGGGCAGGACUUAGAUUGUCCAAUUCCAUUUGAUGAUCUUGGUGACUUUCUGGCACACGCAUUUUAUCCGCCAUCUGGGACGCUUCACAUCAACGCAGAUAAAAUAUGGGCGAUCGACCCUAAGAUAUUGAAGAACACGGAAGAAUCGUACGACCUUCAAUCGGUCGCCGUUCAUGAGAUCGGCCAUCUACUGGGGUUGGAUCAUAGUAGAAUUCCAGAAGCAAUCAUGUAUCCUACCUUGGAUUCUCAAGCAAGGAAGGUGGAGCUGCAUGGCGAUGAUAUUGCAAGAAUCAAUUUUAUGUAUCCUCGGUCCAGCUGA